This is a messenger RNA of Fulvia fulva, 420 nucleotides long. RefSeq lists its product as uncharacterized. The record is from RefSeq and is a predicted model, not a curated record. NCBI's taxonomy places the organism in Eukaryota, Fungi, Ascomycota, Dothideomycetes, Mycosphaerellales, Mycosphaerellaceae. The transcript has a single exon. Bases 1 to 420 code for a protein of 139 amino acids.
AUGGCUGAACUAGGAGAGUGGCGAAAGCUGUACAUCAACGCAUACAAGGACCACCACCACCCAGAGGACCUGGACUCACAAGAUACCGCGCUACGAGUGCUAUCAUCCCGUGCGAACUGGCUCAUAGAAGAGCUUCGCACUUGGACCGAGACAUCAACCUCGCACUCUACGGUUCACCUCCGCAACGAACUCAAUGAUGUGAUGGCAUGUAUGCAGCAAACACGAGAUUUUCAUUAUGAGAGAUCCAGCUCUCUGAACAAGGAGACUUCGUGGCUAGCGUACCACGCACGUAUGCGCUGUCCAUUGCCGGAGGUGGCACGGUAUGAGCUGGAGCUGCAUCGCCAGACACUGGCACUGGCGGGUCAUCUGAAAUUAUUGGCACCAAAGGAUGAAAUAGCAGUAACGAGAGGAGCGGACUGA